Fusarium keratoplasticum is the source of this 867-nucleotide messenger RNA. RefSeq lists its product as uncharacterized. The transcript has a single exon. Bases 1 to 867 code for a protein of 288 amino acids. The record is from RefSeq and is a predicted model, not a curated record. Lineage: Eukaryota; Fungi; Ascomycota; Sordariomycetes; Hypocreales; Nectriaceae.
AUGAAUCCUUCUGUUCUGGGCUCUGUGCCCCCUGCGAUCCCACUGGACUCGGACAACCGCCCGGGGAGAUCGCUGUCACGCUGGAAUACUACGUCCGACUUGGGAGAACAACUAAGCGAUGAGGAAUUUACGAAGGACAAGUUUAACUACUUCAUCGGUGAAACUGUCUUGUCCGAGUUCGUUCUCGCUCGGACUAUUUACCAACGCCAAGCUGUUGUUCGAGCAAAUACGGGCAGUGAAGUAUGCCCCGAAGGCUGGAACUGUUCCUACAUUAUUAAUUUCAUCGGGCCAGGAUACAAGUGCCAAGAGCUCGCGUUUGGAGUGGGCUCCAAGGUGAAGAAGCUCAGAGGCUCUGAAGCACCGUUCGACAUUAGCAUGAUCGCGCCAGAGGGUAACUAUACCUACCUCGCUGAGACGGACAGGGGCGAGUACGGUGUGCCACAAAUCAUUAAUUCCAGUGUAGGCGGGAUGCCUAGUUUCGACCCGCCAUAUCCUAAGAAUAUGGGGGCUUUUCGCACUGAACCCAUCAUUUGGAUUGGGUAUGUUACCGUCAAUGACACCUCACUCCCCCAACCUCUGUUCCGAAAUGCGCCGGAUUGGUAUGAAGCCUACAAGCCAGUCAUUUUUGGGUGCGAACAUUACGAGGUCAACUAUACCGUCAGGUUUAACUACACCCGAGCCGAGCAAUUCCACAAAGUCAUAGACCGCAAAUUCCUCAACAAAGUGGUUGACACAAGAUACCUCCCAAACCAAAGGGACCUAGACAAGAGGCUUAAUGAUCACACCGUGGCUACCCCAGAAGAGAAUUAUGUACUCCCAAGUGAUCUACAAAGGUACCGGCGAGUAGCAGCCUACCAUACACUCUGA